This is a messenger RNA of Hypoxylon fragiforme, 1629 nucleotides long. RefSeq names its product Ribokinase-like protein. Gene Ontology annotation, biological process: D-ribose metabolic process. Gene Ontology annotation, molecular function: ribokinase activity. The coding region runs from base 328 to 1380 and encodes 350 amino acids. NCBI's taxonomy places the organism in Eukaryota, Fungi, Ascomycota, Sordariomycetes, Xylariales, Hypoxylaceae. The transcript has a single exon. The record is from RefSeq and is a predicted model, not a curated record.
UAUAAAUCGAGUGUAACUUGAAUUUAGACUCCCUUCAGCUAGGUUACUUUUACCUAGGUUAGGGUAGGCUAGCCUACUCUAAGCCGCUAGAGGCUUCAGCUAGUACCCGCUCAGCCGCUGUGGGGAACCGACCAGCUCCGCUAUUAUGACGUUCACCUACCAGUGAACCAGGGGCUGUACGAUGCCGACCUUCUAAAUCUUCACCUAAACGCACUCAUACUAGGUACCUACUUACCUUCACCUACUUGAAAAGAACUAUCUAUACCACAUCCAUAAAAACAACAAAAACCAAUCCAUAAAAACACAUACACCAACUAAACAGAAACAAUGGCGACGUCUACCCAACAGCCACCUCUCAUCACCGUCCUCGGCUCCCUCAACAUGGACCUAGUCUCCUACGUCCCGCACCACCCCUUACCGGGCGAAACCCUCACCUCCACCCGCUUCGCCGUGUCCCCCGGCGGUAAAGGCGCCAACCAAGCCGUAGCCUGCGCCAAACUAUCCCGGCCCCGACCCCACUCCGAUAACAGCAGCAGCACCACCACCACCACCAACACCAACACCAACACCAACACCAACAACGACAUAACAGCCCGCGUCCGCAUGCUCGGUGCCGUCGGCGCCGACACCUACGGCACGCAGCUCCUGACGAACCUAACCAAAUACGGCAUCGACACCACCUCCAUCACGCCCUCGCCCAACCUCAAGACCGGGCUAGCCAUAAUAAUCGUCGACGAGCCCACGGGGCAGAACCGCAUCGUCCUCAGCCCCGAAGCGAACCACAGCCUGCUCCCCUCCACCUACCAACUCCCAUCCCCAUCCCCCUUCGGCCACCCCCCACCCUCCCUCCUAAUAAUGCAGCUCGAGAUCCCCCUCCCCACCGUCCUCGCCGCCCUCUCCACCGCCACCACCCUCCGCAUCCCCGUCCUCCUCAACCCCGCCCCCGCCCAAGAGCUCCCCCUGUCCGCGUACGCCGACCUCGCGCACCUCGUCGUCAACGAGACCGAGGCCUCCAUCCUCGCCGGCGUCCCCGAGUCCUCCCUCGACACCGAGGCCGGCCUCGACGCCGUCGCCGACACCUUUCUCGCGAGGGGCGUGCGGAACGUCGUUGUCACGCUUGGCGGGAGGGGGGUGUACUAUCGGAGCAGCGGGGACGGGGACGGGGACGGGGACGGGAAGAAGGGGCUCCUGCCCGCCGAGAAGGCCAACGUGGUCGAUACCACGGCGGCCGGGGAUACGUUCGUGGGGCGGUACGCGCUGGAGGUUGUGUCGGGGCACUUCGACAUCGUGGAUGCGGUGAGGAAGGCGAACCGGGCUGCGGCGAAGACGGUCGAGAGGUUGGGGGCGCAGGAGUCGAUUCCGUGGCGGGAUGAGUUAUGAGUUUACGAAUGGAGUAGAGUAGGUCGUCAUACUUCUUAUUUAUCCUAUUUAGAUACCUAUCUAGGUACUCUUAUAUAUAUGUAUGUAUAUAGUCACAACGAAAGUACAAUUUUUUAAAAAAAAAGGAGGGGGGGGGGGGUUACUCAUCUACAGGAAAAAAAGGGACAAAUCAAAGUCAAGGAUAAGGGGGCAAGGUCAAAAUAGUUCCUCGUCGUGUUCAUAUAAAGAGACUCAAAGUCCCUUCCUCCA